This is a messenger RNA of Strongylocentrotus purpuratus (purple sea urchin), 1122 nucleotides long. Its product is annotated as ankyrin repeat domain-containing protein 50-like. The transcript has 3 exons. Gene Ontology annotation, molecular function: protein binding. The annotation marks the transcript as partial. NCBI's taxonomy places the organism in Eukaryota, Metazoa, Echinodermata, Echinoidea, Camarodonta, Strongylocentrotidae. The record is from RefSeq and is a predicted model, not a curated record.
CAUCUUGAUGUAGUUCAGUACCUCGUUAGUCAAGGAGCAGAGGUAGAGAGGGGUGAUAAUAAUGGUUUGAAACCACUUCAAGAUGCAUCACACGAGGGUCAUCUUGAUGUAGUUGAGUAUCUCGUUAGUAAAGGGGCACAGGUAACGAGGGGUGAUAAUAAUGGUUCGACACCACUUAUUAUGGCAUCGCAAGGAGGUCAACUUAACGUAGUUAAGUACCUCGUUAGUCAAGGAGCACAGGUAGUGAGGGGUAAUAAUAAUGGUUCGACACCACUUCAUUUUGCAUCAAAAGGAGGUCAUCUUGACGUAGUUCAGUACCUCGUUAAUCAAGGAGCAGAGGUAGAGAGGGGUGAUAAUAAUGGUUUGAAACCACUUCAAGAUGCAUCACACGAGGGUCAUCUUGAUGUAGUUGAGUAUCUCGUUAGUAAAGGGGCACAGGUAACGAGGGGUAAUAAUAAUGGUACGACACCACUUGUAGAGAGGGGUAAUAAUAAAGGUACGACACCACUUCAUUUUGCAUCACACGAAGGUCAUUUUGAUGUAGUUCAGUACCUCGUUAGUCAAGGAGCACAGGUAGAGAGGGGUGAUAAAAAUGGUUUGAAACCACUUCAAGAUGCAUCACACGAAGGUCAUCUUGAUGUAGUUGAGUAUCUCGUUAGUCAAGGAGCACAGGUAGAGAGGGGUAAUAAUGAUGGUUCGACACCACUUCAUGUUGCAUCACAAGGAGGUCAUCUUGAUGUAGUUCAGUAUCUCGUUAGUCAAGGAGCACAGGUAGAGAGGGGUAAUAAUGACGGUUCGACACCACUUCAUUUUGCAUCAAAAGGAGGUCAUCUUGACAUAGUUCAGUACCUCGUUAGUCGAGGAGCACAGGUAGAGAGGGGUAAUAAUAAAGGUUCGACUUCACUUCAUGAUGCAUCACACAAAGGUCAUAUUGAUUUAGUUCAGUAUCUCGUUAGUCAAGGAGCACAGGUAGAGAGGGGUAAUAAUAAUGGUUUGAAACCACUUCAAGAUGCAUCACACGAGGGUCAUCUUGAUGUAGUUGAGUAUCUCGUUAGUAAAGGGGCACAGGUAACGAGGGGUAAUAAUAAUGGUACGACACCACUUCUCAAGGAGCAGAGGUAG